Messenger RNA from Zea mays, 1428 nucleotides. RefSeq lists its product as uncharacterized. The coding region runs from base 1 to 1110 and encodes 369 amino acids. The record is from RefSeq and is a predicted model, not a curated record. The transcript is spliced from 4 exons. NCBI's taxonomy places the organism in Eukaryota, Viridiplantae, Streptophyta, Magnoliopsida, Poales, Poaceae.
AUGACCGGAAUCCGGCGACCGGUCACCCCCUUCAAAAAGCCGAAGCCUCACCUCGCGCCAAUAAAAGCCGCCGCAGUGCCCCCUUCCCCGGUUUUCAACCUAGCCCUCCAUCGAAUUAGGGCAUCGCCGUCUCUUCCGGGGCACCAUAAGCGCACCAGGCGGAUUGAAGGUUCCGCCGCGGGGGAGGUCUUCACUGAUUCGUCGUCAUUCGAGCUUCGAUUGGUUCUUGGGGCUUCUCUACGUUGCCAGGGAGCUGUUCAUGGAUUACCUGCAUGGAAUGGUGCUCUGUCGCUCUUUGGAUUGAUCACCGGCGCUGGAGCACCGCCGCGUCGCCGCUUCAUGCCGUGGGCCAACCUCACCGCAGCGCCUCAGCCGCGCUCCCAUCUCCCCACGCACAUCAUCUCCUCCAACCGUUUCUUCCACCCACGAUGCCAGUAUCUCGACAACUGUAGCCUGCACGUCCCAUAUUCAAGCUUGGCGUCCACUUGUCUAGCCCUGCUCCUUCCCUAUGCCGACGCUGCUCACUGCCUCUCCCUCAUCUCCCCACGCCAGCAACAAGGAGGCAAGGACGUCGUACCUUUCCUGGUGGCCGCCAUCCCUCUCCUCUCCUGUUUCUGGUGGUCGAUGCCCCUUGUUCCAGCAGCAAGCAGCUCCCUUCCCUUGCCGUGGAUGUCAACUACCUCCCCCUGCUUCCUACUCCUCCUCCCAUGGAUAAGCUCGCCCUUUUGCUGCCCGCCCUCAAUCCCUAGCCGCUUCCGCUUCCUCCUGCACGUGGUCAGCGCAGCGUGCGUGGCUUGCCUGCAGCAGCGUGGUCAGCGCAAGCUCGGCGUGGCUGACGCAGCGUGGUUGGUCCGGCCAUGGCGCGGCCAGGCCAAUGCCUCGGCAUGGUCGUGCGUGUGUCCCCGGCACGGCAUCGCGCUCGCGUCCGGCACAGCCUGCGCAGCCCCGACUCGACCUUUGUGCGAUCCCAGCGCAGCAGCAGCAUCGCCGUCCACGUGCCUCGCCGCGAGCUCGUCUACCCAUCCGUCGUCGCUGCGAGAUUGCGAUCUGUUUCCGAGCUUCAAGGGAUCAAAGAUCGAGCGUUGGCGACCAAGAGAUCAAGCUUUUUGAGGUCUACAACAUUGAACACCCUGAGCAUCUGUUUGGUGAAGGUUGCCUUUGGUGCAAUCUAUGCUCAGGUAAAGAAGAAGGCGUCGAGGCGGAUCUCCAGGAGUUCUAGGGCUUCGAUGAGUUCGAGGAUUAGGCUAGCGACCUCCCCCAGUCAGCUGCCUGUGGUGGGUUUAUUUACGUUGGCUACAUUUCUAUUCUGUGUACUUUGAUUUUACUAUGUAAAUGACUCUAGUCUUUCAUAUUAUUACUUAUCCUUUAUUGUUAUUCGAAGCAUUGUGCCAUGAUGAGUCAUUUAUGUAAUCGCUAUGUACGUGAGUU